ACAGUGCCUGGGAGAGAACUUUGUUUUUUUUUUCCUCUUUCUCUUUCAUUUUCAUUUUUUUUUUCUUUUUCUUUUUCUUUCCCUCCAAUCAUGUUAUAUUUUCUCUCACUUUCUCUUUAAUAUAGUACUUUUAAUUUUAAUUAAUUUUUGUUUAUUAUAAUAAUUAUUAAAUUUUCUAGUUUCCCGGCGAGAGAAAAGGAAGUAGAAGUGUGCCUGUCAGUCAAGUUAACUUCUUCAAUGGACUCUCUUUAACUAUCUUUUAUAUAUAUAUAUAUACCAUUUUCUUGUAAAAAGAAAGUGAUUAAAUGGAGGAAAGUUCUAAAGGUCCAACCUCAAGUCAAGCUGGAGGUCCAUCCGAUACUCCUUCAGUCAACAUUUCUAGAAAGUGGGAAACUGGUGCAUUGGGAAUCCCGCGUAGAACUGAGGCAUAUCAUUCAUCAAGUGAUGCAAGCUUAUUUUCUAGUUCAUUACCUGUCCUUCCUCAUGAAAAACUGAACUUUACUGAUGGUGAAAAUUCUGGUCAUUCUGUUGAUGAUAACUCGCCCGAGUUACGUAAGCUAGAGUUAAAAAAUGAAGGAAAGGACCCACUCGAAGAUGUUGAAACAAAUGCAAUUGGAAAUUUACUUCCUGAUGAUGAAGAUGACCUCCUUGCUGGCAUAAUGGAUGACUUCGACUUAAAUGAGUUGCCUAGUCAGUUGGAGGACUUGGAAGAAUAUGAUGUCUUUGGUACUGGAGGGGGAAUGGAGUUGGACUUUGAACCUCAAGAGGGCCUUAAUAUUGGUAUAUCAAAGAUGAACCUAUCUGAAGGGGUUCUUGCAAAUGGGAUUGGUCAUUACCCUCUUACAAAUGGUGUGGGAACAGUGGCUGGGGAACACCCCUAUGGUGAGCAUCCUUCAAGAACAUUGUUUGUACGAAAUAUCAAUAGUAAUGUUGAAGACUCUGAAUUGAGAUCUCUCUUUGAGCAUUAUGGAGAUAUCAGAACUUUGUACACUGCAUGCAAGCAUAGGGGUUUUGUAAUGAUUUCAUAUUAUGAUAUUCGAGCUGCACGCACUGCGAUGCGUGCAUUACAAAAUAAGCCGCUAAGGCGAAGAAAACUGGACAUUCACUUCUCAAUUCCAAAGGAUAACCCAUCGGAGAAAGAUAUAAAUCAGGGAACUCUUGUAAUAUUUAAUUUGGAUCCAUCAGUAUCAAAUGAUGACCUUCGCCAAAUAUUUGGGGAUUAUGGAGAGGUCAAAGAGAUCAGGGAAACACCACAUAAGCGACACCAUAAAUUCAUAGAAUUUUAUGAUGUUAGAGCUGCAGAGGCUGCUCUUAGAGCAUUGAAUCGGAGUGACAUAGCUGGGAAACGCAUAAAGCUUGAACCUAGCCGUCCUGGUGGAGCUCGUCGAAACUUGAUGCAGCAGCUAAGUCAGGAGCUUGAACAGGACGAAGCACGAAGUUUUAGACAUCACAUUGGUUCUCCGGUUGCUAGCUCUCCUCCUGGAAAUUGGGCACAAUUUGGCAGCCCUGUUGAACAAACUCCGUUGCAUGCUUUUAGCAAGUCUCCUGGUUUGGGAUCUUUUAGCCCUGUAAAUAGCAAUAAUUUGCCUGGACUAGCUUCAAUUCUCCCACAUCAGUUGCCUAACUCUCCAAAGAUUGCACCUAUUGGGAAGGAUCAAAGCAAGACCAAUAAUACAAACCCAAUUUUUACUAAUUCUGGAGCAAUGCAAGGAGCAUCCUACCAGCAUUCGAGAUCCUUCUCUGAGCAAAAGGUAAGUGCAAGCCCUGGACCGAUCUCUGCCUUUGGUGAAUCUACUUCAAGUUCAUCUGGUAUUGGAACAUUGACCGGUCCUCAGUUUCUAUGGGGAAGUCCCACUCCUUACUCUGAGCGUGCUAAUUCUGCUUGGCCAACACCAUCAGUGACGCACCCUUUUUCAUCAAGUGGACAAGGUUUUCCGUAUGCUAGUCGGCAUGGCUCAUUUCUUGGUUCAAGCAACCACCAUCAUGUGGGAUCUGCUCCUUCUGGUGUGCAUCUUGAUAGGCACUUUAACUAUCUCUCUGAGUCGCCUGAAACAUCCUUUAUGAAUCCUGUUUCUUUUGCUGGUGUGGGUUUAAAUCGUAGCAAUGGAAGUUUUUUGAUGAAUAUUGGUGCUCGUGGAACUAUUGGUGCUGGUGUUGGUCACCUAGGAAAUGUAACUGAAAAUGGUUCGCCUAGUUUCAGAAUGAUGUCAAUGCCAAGACAUGGUCCUAUUUUCCUUGGGAAUGGUUCUUAUCCUGGACAAGGUACAGCUGGCAAUGAAGGGUUGGCUGACCGCAGUCGAAGUCGGCUAGUUGAAAAUAAUGGAAACCAGAUUGAUAACAAGAAGCAGUAUCAGCUUGAUUUGGAUAAAAUAAUUAAUGGAGAAGAUACUAGGACCACUUUAAUGAUUAAAAAUAUCCCCAACAAGUAUACUUCGAAGAUGCUGCUUGCUGCUAUUGAUGAGAAUCACCGGGGCACUUACGAUUUUCUCUAUUUGCCAAUUGAUUUCAAGAACAAGUGCAAUGUAGGUUAUGCUUUCAUCAAUAUGAUCUCCCCUUCACAUAUUGUCUCCUUCUACCAGGCUUUUAAUGGAAAGAAAUGGGAGAAGUUCAACAGUGAGAAGGUGGCGUCAUUGGCCUAUGCUCGAAUCCAGGGCAAGGCUGCUCUUGUGGCACAUUUCCAGAAUUCAAGCUUAAUGAAUGAAGAUAAGAGAUGCCGGCCAAUUCUGUUUCAUUCAGAGGGCCAAGAGACCAGUGAUCAGGAGCAUUUCCUCUCUUGCAAUUUGAACAUCUGUAUUCGUCAACCAGACGGGUCCUAUUCCGGGGAUUCAUUGGAGAGCCCGAAGGGCCUUCUGGAUGAGAAGCCAGAGAAGAGUUAACAAUAAGUUCUGUAAUCUUACCCCUUAGCUUGAAUUAAGAAAAAGGCUAAGGAUGCUAACAAGUUGAUAAUUUUCCUUUUUAAGUGUAUAAAAGUUGGACGACAAAUUAAAGCACAAGCGUACGAAAAAGCUUGUGUCAUGUGCAGUGUUUGCUUUUCAGCUACGGACACUCCAUGGUAAGUAACUAGAGACGUUGAAAAUUAAAACGAGGCAGAAAGUGUUAUCUUUGUUUGUAGAGCAAGAAAAUUGGUAUGAAUAAGGCGGAGCAUGUUGCUAAGGAUCGGAAUUUUCUUCGCAACUCGUCAACCUGUGCUUAGAUCUCCUCUGGGUUCUUUCUUUCUGAACUGUUAGAUGUUGUCGGUCAUUCAUGUGGAUAUGCAGAUAUGGUUACUUGUUUGUAUGUAAAUCUUUGUUGGUGGGGAACUCCAAAAUUUGAAGGUACAGGGCUGUUCAUAAACUGUAUAGGGAAUGUAAUGAACUAUAUUUUUGUCAAUAUUUAUGUAUGUACAGAUAUUUCCAUUA
Molecule: messenger RNA, 3398 nt
Organism: Gossypium raimondii (Peruvian cotton)
Lineage: Eukaryota; Viridiplantae; Streptophyta; Magnoliopsida; Malvales; Malvaceae
Product: protein MEI2-like 2
Exons: 14
Coding region: 306-2876 (856 amino acids)
Molecular function (GO): RNA binding
Source: RefSeq, a predicted model, not a curated record